CAAAGAUGAAAUGUUGAGAUUUUAGUAUUCAAUGACCUUGCUUUUCUCCUUGCAAACAUUUAACGACCAAACUAGGAAAUAUCAUCAGUGCUUUACAGGAACGACAGACGACACAUACAGGUAAGCCAAUCAGAAACAUAUAUAACCAGUGCUUUUUUUCUUUAAAAAAAAAAAAAAGGUGCUGGAACUCAUACACAUCAUACAACCCGCCUUGCCUACCAUCCAAAAAAGGUGCCGGAACUCUGUUCUAGGCAUUUUAUGACAAAAAAAGCCCUGUAUAUAACAAUUCUGAUUAAGAUACUAAGUCAAACAGACCUAGGUUGGCAAUGAAUGAUCUGAAGGAAGAAAACUGAGCAAACACCCAGUGCUAACAAUUGUUGCAAUAGUUCUGCUUUACUUACACUGUCUUUUGAUUUGAGCCAUUUGGAAUCUUAUGCCAAAAUAUCUCAAGAGUCCUAAAAAUCUCUUGUGCUCAAGACUGCACAGAAUCUGGAGGCCAGGCCUAAAAACUAGGUACCGUGCAGUCUCACAGUUCACGUCCCGGAACCCCAUUGAGCCGGAGCUUGCAAUCAUUACGUUCACCUCUUAGAGGCACUGGAGUUGCAUCUUAGGGUUUCUCUCUCUUUUUUUUCCUCUCUCUCUCUCCUCAAAAACAAUAGAAAGUUGAUGAAAAAGUCACUUGAACGGGGUUCCCCACACGGGCGGGUUUUUUUUCUUCCCCUCCCUGGUUGUCUGAAUUCCAUCAAUCCACGAUCGGCCGCAAUAUCCUAGAAACAGAAUUUGGAAAGAGCUCCCAAGGAGGCCUGAAGGAAGGGUGCUGUACAUCAGCCAGGGACAACAUGGAAACUCUUGGUCCUCCACCCCCCUAUGAUGACAAGAGGUCUGGAGCUGAAGAUGAUAGAAGUUGCGAGAUGGAAGAAGGGGAUUUCCGAAUUGCCUAUUGGUUGGAAAAAAAUGUUAGGCAAGUCUUCAUUCGGAAGGUUUACAGCAUCAUCACCCUUCAGUUACUACUGACUGUGGCAAUUGUUGCCGUCUUCACUUUUGUGACUCCUGUGAGCGCUUUUGUGAUCAAUCACAUUCCAUUAUAUUAUGCAUCUUAUGGUAUAUUUUUGAUCUGUUACCUAGUGCUGGUGCUUUGUAAAAAGAUCCAGAGACGAUUUCCAUGGAACAUAAUCCUUAUGACAAUCUUCACAUUGGCUUUGGGAUUUAUGACAGGCACCAUUGCUAGCAUGCAUGAGACCAAAGCUGUAAUCCUUGCCAUGGUCAUCACUACAGUUAUAACAGUCACUGUCACUGUUUUCUCUUUCCAAACAAAGGUGGAUCUCACAACCUGGACUGGUUUUUUCUGUAUACUGGCGAUUGUCCUCUUUGUCACUUCUAUCACCACCACUGUUGUCCUGGUAUACAAAUAUAUCUAUUGGGUCCAUAUGCUUUAUUCAGCCAUUUGUGCCAUCAUCUUUACCCUGUUCCUUGCAUAUGAUACCCAGUUGCUCUUGGGGAAUAAGAGGUUUUCCAUCAGUCCUGAAGAUUACAUUUAUGGAGCAAUUCAAAUCUACGUAGAUGUCAUCUAUAUCUUCCUUUCUUUUUUAAGACUUGGAAGCAGACGUUAAGGGAAUUGGGGGGGGGGCUACUUAAGGAACAUGUUUACAGAAUAUUAGUAUCUUUGCCUUCCCCUAUAUGAAUCUGCUUUUGAAUAAUAUUAUCAUAACACAUACUUACAAAUUUCCAUAUUGCUUUUAUUUUACUAUACUGUGUGAAAGCUUUGUAUAUUGUACGGAAACUCAUGUAUUAAGUAUAUGGGCUGAACUCAAAGUUCAAUAAACUUAAGUCCCCUGAAAUAAUAAUUAUACUGUCAAUGUAUGUCCUAUGAGCUGCAUUUGGGGUUAAUUAGAUUUUCCAGGUUUAGGCCUAAGAUUUUCUGCACCAGCAUCCAUGCCAAAGCUCUGAUCUGUAACUAUUAAAAUUAGAGUAAUUCUUCAGUUAGCAUAAAGCAAUACAACUAGUAUAUUAAUGUAGCAUACAGCAUAUAGCCAAAAUGUUACUAUUUUUUCUUCAUAGUACAUCUACAUGUACUAUAAGGAGGCAUGUUCAUAGCUGUUCUUUUAUUAGAAUUCCUAAAUUAGACCAGAGGUUCCUGUAGGUUCCUGUAGAUGUCGCCAAAUUUGGUGACUUUAAGACUUGUGGACUUCAACUCCCAGAAUUCUUCAGCCAGCCAUAAAGACCACAAGUCUUAAAAGUUGCCAAGUUUGGAAACCACUUCUCUAGGUCAAGAUUCUGUUUUACACAGAGGUUUCUUGGAUGCUGUUACCUGUAAGAAUGUCAAAGAGACAGGGCUGCUGUUGUUUUUCAGUGGUCGAAAGAGACGAAUCCUCUAGUAAUAUUUUACUGUGCGUUUCUCGGAAGUUACUGCACGCUAUUAAAACAUUAUUUACAGCUUUUGCGUCACAGGUUGUGAGAGCCCUGUCUCACACACAAGGGGUAGAAGGUGAAUCUCCUAGAAAAUAGAUGAUGGCAGGAGUAACUUCUGAAGCAGACAACAUGAAGAUCCAGAGGGCUUCUGGAUUAACACCUCCAGUCUUCCAGCAUGCAGACUGUCAUUUGUUAUACUAGUAUUACAAAUAAAUUGUAUGUUUUUCAUA
Molecule: messenger RNA, 2639 nt
Organism: Crotalus tigris (Tiger rattlesnake)
Lineage: Eukaryota; Metazoa; Chordata; Lepidosauria; Squamata; Viperidae
Product: protein lifeguard 3-like
Exons: 12
Coding region: 840-1610 (256 amino acids)
Biological process (GO): negative regulation of apoptotic signaling pathway
Cellular component (GO): Golgi apparatus; endoplasmic reticulum; membrane
Source: RefSeq, a predicted model, not a curated record